Messenger RNA from Oppia nitens, 825 nucleotides. RefSeq lists its product as uncharacterized. NCBI's taxonomy places the organism in Eukaryota, Metazoa, Arthropoda, Arachnida, Sarcoptiformes, Oppiidae. The transcript is spliced from 2 exons. The record is from RefSeq and is a predicted model, not a curated record. The coding region runs from base 121 to 819 and encodes 232 amino acids.
CCGACAUCGGUGCCGACCGUACUAUACCAUUACACUACCAGUGCCGGUGCCCAAGGUAUCAGACAGUCAGGUUAUAUCAAACAGUCAGUCAGUAGCGGUAGUUUUGGAUCGGGUGUCUAUAUGACCGCAUUGAAUCCCCAUCGAUACUAUCGUAACGAAAUUGUCGAUAAUAAUUACGGCACCGGUAUUAGCCGUAAUAAUCAUGCCGAUUGGGUAGUCUACGUAAAAACUGAUAGACUAAGCAAAAAUAAGCUACACUGUGUGACUACCGGUGCCAAUCAGGAUAUCUAUCGAUACGAUGGCGACAUACAGGUAUCGGCUGGGGAUAUACAUGAUAAGCCCCGGUGCUUGAAGACCGGUAGUGUUAAAAACAAGCCAAAGUCGUCGACAAUCACUAUAUCUUAUACAGCUAUCAAACCAGUGGCUAAUAUGACCGUACCCGACAAACUGUAUCAUUAUGUUUGUACUGCCGACGCCCAGACCAUCAGAAACAACAAACAGAUACUGCCGUCUAGUAUAUCGGGACAGUCGUCAGGAGUCAUCAUCGGCAAUGGUAUACUACUUUCGUCAAUGAAUCCCAACCGAUACUAUCGUAAGGAAAUCCUACAGGAUAUCUAUGAUGACCAAUGUCCGGCUAACUGUGCCGACAAUGUUGUUGUGGUGGUAUCGGUUAACCAAUUGAUCGACAUUAACAAAUUGUUUAUGUUUGAACGGUGCCCGUGGAAAUCGGAUUUAUUUUAUUACAAUGGAGGCGUAUUACCAGUUCAGCCAAACAAUGUCAUGGAUAAGCCUCGUUGUGCUAAACCAACUAAAAAAUAAUAAUCA